Molecule: messenger RNA, 1050 nt
Organism: Meriones unguiculatus (Mongolian gerbil)
Lineage: Eukaryota; Metazoa; Chordata; Mammalia; Rodentia; Muridae
Gene: Mrpl36
Product: mitochondrial ribosomal protein L36
Exons: 2
Coding region: 16-642 (208 amino acids)
Biological process (GO): ribosome biogenesis; translation
Cellular component (GO): ribosome; mitochondrial large ribosomal subunit
Molecular function (GO): structural constituent of ribosome
Source: RefSeq, a predicted model, not a curated record
UUUCUAAGUGCUGGGAUGACAGGCCUGCGCCACCGCGCCGGUUUUUUUGGUUUGGUUUGGUUUGGUUUGGUUGUUUAUUUUGUCUUUGCAGAGCUAGCACACAGGACUCUUGAUAAGAAAGAGGAGAGACAAGGAGGGGUGUGUCUCCCGGAAGCAUGCUCCUCGGUCUUCCGCUCCAGGGCGCUUGUAAUCCCACGUGACCCUACGCCAUCUUCUUGGCUGGGGCGUCCCGCCCCAGUGCGCAGACGCGGAAGCUUCGGUGACCGGCACCCGAGGUGGAGUGGGGAGGAUUUCGUCGCCCGUGGCACCCCUUCCCGGGCGUCUGGCCUCAGCAUGGCCGCCCUGCUUGUACGGAGCGUGGUAGCUUCUGUCGUGGACCCGCUCCUGCGCCUGAGUCGCCUCUCUAUGAAGCCCCGGGCCUUCUCCUCGUUCCUGCUGGGGACCCUACCGAGCGCCAAACCCUGCGCGGAGGCGCGCGCACUUCUCUGGGGCCACCCCCUGCCGCACCUGCAGCCGUCGCAGGGCUUCAAGACCAAGGAUGUCCUCAAGAGACGUUGUAGGGACUGUUACAUGGUGAAGAGGCGGGGGCGGUGGUUCGUCCUCUGUAAGACCAACCCCAAGCAUAAGCAGCGGCAAAGGUAGCUCUUGCUUUCAAGCAGUGUCCAUGGGGAAUUCGUUUCACCUUAUCAAAGAAAAAUAAAUCAAGCAUUCUGUAAGAUCUGUGGGCCUUAGGGCUUUGUUGAGCCCCCUUUCCCCCCACACCAUAGCCCAGUUCCUUCAAAUCUAGUCAGACCAGAGGUGCAGAUGAGGAAGGAUUGUUACUGUUCUGGCUCUGUAACCCUGACUAACCUGAAACUUGGCAGAGAACCCUGCCUCUGCCUCCCUGGCAUUCUUCAUCAAAUGCAGCAGAAUUCAAUGCUUUAAGAGGCUGACUGGUCCGGAAAGCUCAUAUGGGGAGCACAACAGUGCCAACCUUUACUCAAAGAAAAACUCUUUGACUCUAAAUAUCUUCUGAAACCAAUUAAAAUGUUUGUCAAGACUGUUCUAAAA